CCACAUUUUCUCUCCAUUUUCCCCCAAUCCGGGUGUGAGCAAGAUGUUAAGCCAAUGCUCCACCUGCCCUGUCAGGUGGACAGGGGAGAUCUCCAGUCCACCAUUUCGGCGGCCAGUACUUAACCAAAACUUAGCCAUCCCAUUUUGCUGCUUGUGGAAGCUUGCUGUGCACGAACUGGCUGCCCAAUACAAAAAAAACCUUGCAUUGGUGCAGCACCUUUCAUGACCAGCAGACAUCUUUACAGUCAAUGAAGUACUUUUUGAAGCAUAGUGACUGUUGCAAUGUGAGAAAUGUGAAAGCCAAUUUGUACACAGCAAGAUCCCGCAAACAGCAAUGUGGUAACGACCCAGAUAAUCCAUUUCCAUCGUUCCCAGGAGUCUGUGACUGGAAUUUUAAGCGUACCCCCUCCCAGGAAUGGGCUGGCAGGCCAUUGUUGUUGUUUAUCGGCAGGUCGCCCUAGUAUCAACAAACAUCGUGGAUGAUGGGCAUACCGUUGUGUUGGAAGGGUUGAGAGUGACACCAAAGGAAAGGGGCAAAGGAAUCGCAGGCCUCAUCCAGAGGUAUUGCUUGGACCUUAUCAGGAACCAGUUCCCAGAGGUCAAAGUGCGGAGAUACAGCAGAUCCGGCCAUUUUGAGCCAGAGUCUUUAUCCAAGUUCCGAUUGAUAUGCAGACAGGAAAUACUAGCACUACACUUCAACUUGGAAGAGGUCCGCCCAAAGCUCGACGCAGCCAUCGCCCAGUUGAAGGUGAGUGGGACGGAAUGGGAAGAUCCCAUUCUGCUUCAGGCCUCUGAUGUCAAGCGUGUGUUCCUGAACCCGUGCGUGGUGGACAACGUACUGCCCGGGCGGACCAUUAUUCAGGAUUGGGCGCCAUACAAACCGCUGGAGAGCAACCUGGAGACGUUACUGAAGCGAGACCUCUUUUGGAUGGCAGACAGCAAGGAAGAGCCAAAGGUCCUCACUCUGGGCACUGCCCCCUACAGAAUACCCAUAGAGGCUGAGUGCCACCGCUUCAAUAUCGAUAUAUUUGGGAAGCAUUUCCCUCAUGCCAGAAACCAGUUUCUCGCUCAGCUCCAACAUGGGACUAGCGCCUUGCAGGGUCCCUUAUACUGUCUGUUGUACUUGGCGCCAUCUUUGUGGCAGGAAAUGCUUUCCUUCUGCCAAAGCUCCUUAGGCCUCCGCAAGGAAAGGGACAUUGAGGGGCAGAAUGUGCUGGAGACAGAGGUGUAGACCAGCCACUGAGCUCAAAAGGCCCAAGGGUUGUGGGUUCAAGUCACAGUCCAACAAUUUGACUGCAUAAACUAGGCAGACGCAGCCAGUGUAUGCACAGCCAGAGCGGUGAUGUUCAAUGGUUUAAUUGUCCUGUGUUUGAGCAUGUAAUUCCUGGUAACUGAUCUGUGGUAGAUUAAUUGAGCCUGAUUAUUGACUCAAAGCAAAGUAAAAGACACCAUAGAAAGACCUAGCUGCUGAGUUACAAGCAUGGAUCCAGACAAAUUUGUGAUUGCCGGGAUAUUUCAAAAUUCAUAAAUAAACCUGUUGCACACUUA
Molecule: messenger RNA, 1548 nt
Organism: Carcharodon carcharias (great white shark)
Lineage: Eukaryota; Metazoa; Chordata; Chondrichthyes; Lamniformes; Lamnidae
Product: probable N-acetyltransferase 16
Exons: 3
Coding region: 416-1231 (271 amino acids)
Molecular function (GO): acyltransferase activity, transferring groups other than amino-acyl groups
Source: RefSeq, a predicted model, not a curated record